Raphanus sativus (radish) is the source of this 2205-nucleotide messenger RNA. RefSeq lists its product as uncharacterized. NCBI's taxonomy places the organism in Eukaryota, Viridiplantae, Streptophyta, Magnoliopsida, Brassicales, Brassicaceae. The coding region runs from base 38 to 2167 and encodes 709 amino acids. The record is from RefSeq and is a predicted model, not a curated record. The transcript has 5 exons.
AGAGGAGUAUGACUGCUCAACGAAGACGAAUUUCACGAUGCGAGCGAUGCUUUUGUGGACCAUAAGUGACUUUCCUGCCUAUGGGAUGUUGUCGGGAUGGACUACACAUGGGAGAUUAGCUUGUCCAUAUUGUAAUGGAGCGACAGAUGCGUUUCAACUGAAGAAUGGGAGGAAGACAAGUUGGUUCGAUUGUCAUCGUAGAUUUCUUCCCAUUGGCCAUCCGUACCGAAGAAACAAGACAUUGUUUAGGCACAAAAGGGUUGUGAGAGACACUCCUCCUCCAUAUUUAACUGGAGAAGAAACUGAAAAGCAACUCGAUUACUAUGGAGUUUUGGAAACAGUUCCUCGUGGUGGUAAUUGGCAUGUUCCCCCUAAUAUGCCUGAUUCUUACGGUGUUCAUCACAACUGGCACAAGAAGAGUAUAUUUUGGGAGUUGCCAUAUUGGAAGGAUCUUCUUCUGCGCCACAACCUCGAUGUGAUGCAUAUAGAGAAGAAUUUCUUUGAGAACAUCAUGAAUACAAUAUUGAAUGUCCCGGGGAAGACAAAAGACAACAUAAAAUCAAGGUUAGACUUGCCGGAUAUUUGCUCAAGAAGCGAGUUACAUAUAAACAGCAAUGGGCAAGUUCAUGUUCCGAUAUUCAGAUUGUCUUCAGAAAAAAAGUCGGUGUUGUUCAACUGGGUAGCAUCAGAAGUGAAAUUCCCCGAUGGGUAUGUUUCAAAUCUGUCUAGAUGCGUUGAAAAGGGUCAAAAGUUCUCUGGGAUGAAGAGUCAUGACUGUCAUGUCUUUAUGCAACGACUACUUCCCUUUGCUUUUGCGGAGCUACUUCCUACAAACGUACAUGAAGCACUUGCAGGCAUUGGAGCAUUUUUCAGGGAUCUGAGCACCCGCACCCUUAAAGUAGAAGUCGUGGAACAGCUUCAAGAGAACAUUCCCAUCUUAUUGUGCAACUUGGAGAAGAUAUUUCCUCCUGGGUUUUUUGACGUAAUGGAGCAUCUAGCUGUCCACCUUCCAUAUGAGGCAUUGCUUCGUGGACCUGUACAUUACGGAUGGAUGUAUCAGUAUGAGCGAGCCAUGAAAUAUUUGAAGGGAAAAGCAAAGAACCUUGCAAAGGUUGAAGGUUCUAUAAUUGCUGGAAGUUUGACGGAAGAAACUUCUCACUUCACAUCGUACUACUUUGCGUCAAAAGUACGUACUCGGAAAAGAGCUCCAAGGAGAUAUGAUGAUGGUGGUGUCGCGCCAACAUACGCAGUUGCUGGUGUUCCAGACAUCUUUAGCCAGACUGGGCGACUGGGUGGAAAAUCAAAAGAGGUUUGGUGGUCGAGUGAAGAAGACGCUCAUAGUUCACACACCUAUAUUCUACUUAAUUGUGAGGAUCCAUUGAUUCGUUAUUUUGAAAGCCUAUUUGUUUCACAAGUCGAAGAAACAUUCCCUGGUAUAUCCACAACUGACGUAGACAAAAGGAAAGAUCAACACUUUAUAAAAUGGUUGAAGAGUCAGGUUGAUUUUGACGACGAUGCAGAUUAUCCUAAGUGGUUACAUGAAGUAAUUCAAUCUCCACAUGUAAAGGUCACCACUUCACAGAUGUAUUUCACACGAGGCUAUACUUUUCACACAUAUGAGUAUGGUAGACAGCGGGCAACCAGUAACUAUGGAAUAUGUGUGAAAGGGGAAACCGAUUUCUACGGUAUCUUGACAGAGAUUAUCGAAGUGGAAUUUCCAGGGAUAUUGAAGCUGAAAUGCGUCCUCUUCAAAUGUGAGUGGUUCGACCCCGUCGUCAACAGAGGUGUUCGGUUUAACAAAUUCGGUGUAGUUGAUGUCAAUGGUGGAAGAAGGUACAACAAAUUCGAGCCUUUCAUCUUAGCUUCACAAGCAGAUCAAGUUAGCUACCUUCCAUACCCUCGGAUGAGAGAAUCGGGAAUAAAUUGGUUAUCCGUGAUCAAAGUUACACCUCGAGGACGAAUCAUAAGUGGAGAAGAACCACCAUUGCAAGAAGAACAGAUAAAUGAAGUCGAGGAACCUGAACAACAAAUUGAUGACAUUCUUCUCAUUGAUCCGCAUAAUCAUGAGUAUGAAGAUCUUACCGACGAUGGCACAGAUGAAGCUGUUGAAGACGAGUUUAAUGAAAAUGAUGAUGUUUCUAGUGAUGACGAAAAUGUAUCUGAUUGAUGUAUUUGUGUUUUAAUAUGAUUGAUUUUCAGACUUAA